Siniperca chuatsi (mandarin fish) is the source of this 2480-nucleotide messenger RNA. It is a transcript of the gene orc3, whose product is annotated as origin recognition complex, subunit 3. The coding region runs from base 171 to 2333 and encodes 720 amino acids. NCBI's taxonomy places the organism in Eukaryota, Metazoa, Chordata, Actinopteri, Centrarchiformes, Sinipercidae. Gene Ontology annotation, molecular function: DNA replication origin binding. Gene Ontology annotation, biological process: DNA replication initiation; DNA replication. The transcript has 20 exons. Gene Ontology annotation, cellular component: nuclear pre-replicative complex; nuclear origin of replication recognition complex; DNA replication preinitiation complex. The record is from RefSeq and is a predicted model, not a curated record.
ACAGCUCCUUCCGUAAACGUCACAGUGGCGGGAAGCAUUAGCUCCUUCGUAAGGCACAGCAAAAGCUAUAUUUUAAACAAAUAUUUUACUUAUUAUACUUUGAAACAGACGACAGCGCAAGUCACUGACUGAGUGUACUAAACAUAAAAAUACCUUUACUUGUAGCUGGGAUGUCUACUUCAUCUGUGUCAAAGGGCUGUUUUGUUUUCAAGCCAAGUGCUAAGAAGAAAAAGACACUCAGUUUGGAGGAUCAUUUCACCCAUGGCUGUGAAGGUGCUGAGAACAGUGAAAUACGAUUCAAACUUUGUCAAGAUCUGUGGGACAAAAUUAAAACAGACACAGAGAUUUUACAGGAUGAACUCAACAGGAAAAUCUUGGACAGUUUGCUGGACUUCACGAGGAAGUGCUCUUCCACCCGCCAACACAGUGACUGGGCAUCACAGAUGAGGGCCAGUGAGAUUCCCACAGCGGCUCUUGUGCUUGGUGUGAAUGUCCCGGACCAUGACAUGACCUUCCAAAGUCUGUCUGACCUGCUCCAGCAGUCUGUCAGUCCUCAUGUGGCCUCUGUACAGGCCAAAGAGUGCGGUGCAUUGAAGCAUUUGAUGAAGAGGGUCCUGGAGAGGUUGAUGGACACUGCUGUGACUGUGGAUGAUGAGGAAGAGGAGGAGGCUGAGCAGACCAGUACUCUGCUCCACAAGAGCGUGCACUGCUGCCUCAGUACACUCUGUGAUUGGUACAGUACAAAAACAAAGAAAUCCAACUCUGGUACUCCUGGAAAAAAGCGUAGUUCUCCUGUCAGAGAUGAUCCACAGCAGCCUCCUGUUGUAAUUAUUUUCAAAGAUUUGGAGGCUUUCAACCCAAGAGUUCUUCAGGACUUCAUACUCAUCUGCAGCCGGUACAUUGAACGUCUUCCGCUGAUGUUCAUCUUUGGUAUCGCCACAUCACCCAGCACCAUCCAACACAUGCUGCCCCACUCUGUGUCCUCCCUGCUGUGUAUAGAGCUCUUCCAGUCCCUGUCCUGUACACAACACCUGGCCACAGUCAUAGACAAGUUGAUCCUGACACCUCAGUUCCCCUUUAAGCUCAACAGCAAAGUGAUGCAGGUGCUGAUCAGCAUCUUCCUCUACCACGAUUUCUCAGUGAGAAACUUCAUCAAGGGCAUUCAGCUGGCCCUGCUGGAGCACUUUCACUUUCAGCCUCUCAGUGUACUGUGCUGCAAGAAGAAGGAGGCUCUUCUUAAUGUGAUGCAGCUCAGUCAUCGCGACUUGGAGAGGAUCAGGCAGCUGCCAUCGUUCAAGAGGUAUGUAGAGAAGCAGGAACCUCAGGAACAGGUGAAUCUGUUGACAGAUGACACUCAUUUAAAGGAGGUGUGUCAGAUACUGGUAAAGGACCUUCGGAAAUACCACAAGAACUAUUAUCCCGUCCUGAGGUGUCUCCACACUCUAACCUCAUCAUUACCUCGGUACCCCCUUGGAAAACAGAUCAGAGAACUCCAUUUAAUAUGUCUGGAGAAGAACGUAUGGGAGAAUGAGGAUUACCAGUCUGCCAUGAAGCUUCUGAAGAUGCUGGCUAAAGAGGAGCUGAUCGCUUUGUUACAGAUGUGUGCGGAGGUUCUGCAGCCCGUCAAGUCAAAGAAGAUGAAGAACGCUCUUGUCCAGCUGCAAGACCUGCUUGCCAAAUUCAAGCAGUUGGACACAGUAGCUGCUGAAACUCCCCCCUGUGUGGAAGACUGUAUCACCUCUCCAGUGAAAAAUUUUCAAAAGAAAACAGAUCUGUUCCAGCUGCAAAAGACGCUGCUGGAGAUGAACGAGUCUCGGAGAUCCAAGAAACUGAGUCCGUUUGAGGCUCUACGAAAUGACGCUCUUGAGUUUAUCGACAGCUUAGUGAAGAGUCACCUGUCUCCCCCAGAGUCUCAGACACUGAAUGAAGUUUGCUACUACAGUUCUUCUGCCACUGUGAGACACCACCUCAACGCAACACCUCGCACCUCCAUUCAGGCUGCACUCAGCAGUCCCUACUAUUAUCUUCAGAAUGACAGCCUAAAGACUGAGGAUGGGACUGUCUCUAAUGCUGCUCCUGAUAUCUGCAUUGUGUACAAACUCCAUCUGGAGUGUGGCAGGCUGAUUAACCUCUACGACUGGCUAGAAGCCUAUGCCACUGUGGUUUCUGCUGCUGAGGGUAAUGAUCCAGAAUCUGACACUUUCGGGAAAGUGGAGGAAGUCAAACAUGCUCGUUUCAUCCAAGCUGUGUCAGAGCUGGAAUUUCUGGGCUUCAUCAAGUCCACCAAGCAGAAGACUGACCAUGUGGCUCGACUCACCUGGGGAGGCUGCUGACAGUAGUCAUAAAGAAACCACACAUGCACUCCUUUACAUAUAUCUGUGGCCGCUGUCUCCCUUCAUUUAAGCUCUUAUCAAAUUUGACUUCAUAUUUUCUACUGUAUUUUUUCCCCUCUCUAAUAAAAUGUGAGUAGUGUCUGAUAA